AUGGAGUUCUGGGAGGGAUUUGAGCCAGUGAGUCCUACUGGACAAUACUUCAACAGCUCUGUGCUUUCCAUAUCCGUUAUUUCUGUCUUGGAAUCUGAGGUUCCAAUCAACGACAUGCAGACCAUGUCAUUGGUCAAGGAUCUGUUCCUUCCCAUCAACCCACGCUUUUCCUCCAUCAUGGUUACAGAUACAAAGGGUGAGAAACAAUGGAAAAGGGUUGAAGUGAAGCUUGAAGACCACGUAAACGUCCCCAUUUUCCCUAGCGGCUUGUCACCCACAUCAUACGAUGAGUAUCUUGACGACUACAUAUCAAGGAUUGCAAUGGAUCACUUUCGCCAAAGCAAACCACUAUGGGAAAUUCACAUGUUCCAGUAUCCAACAAGCAAUGCAGCUGGUAAUAUCAUAUUCAAGCUUCACCAUGCCCUUGGCGAUGGCUACUCUCUCAUGGGUGCUCUGCUUUCUUGUCUACAAAGAGCUGAUAAUCCCUCUCUCCCCCUAAAAUUUACUUCUCACCAACGCUCAGCACCAGAAAGUCACAAUAUUAGAAGUAUUUGUGGGACAGUGACUCGAAUCUCUUCCUUGAUCUAUAACAAAAUCUCUGAUUUUGGGUGGAGCAUUUUAAAGAGCAGUUUUGUUGAAGAUGAUCAGACACCUAUAAGGUCGGCGGAUGAAGCAGUGGAGUUUCGACCAAUUACGAUAUCAACUAUGAGAUUCUCUCUUGAUCAUAUCAAAUCCAUAAAGGCUAAGCUCGGAGUGACGAUAAAUGAUGUAAUUACCGGCAUGAUCUUCCUUGGGGCCCGUUUGUACAUGCAAGAGAUGAGCUAUAAUUCAAGCAAAGCAGAUUCCACUGGAAUUGUGUUGAUGAAUACGAGGAUGGUUGGGGGCUACAAGUCAGUGAAGGAGAUGCUGAAACCUGACUCGGAUGCCCCAUGGGGGAACCGAUUUGGCCUCUUGCAUCUAUCAAUACCAAAGUUUACAGAUUUCGAUUCCUCAUCAAACCCUCUUGAGUUUGUGUGGAAAACACAUAAACUAAUGAAGAAGAAGAGAAACUCUUUGGCUGUUCUCUUCACUAGUAGCCUUCUGAAUAUUAUGCAGAAACUUAGAGGCCCUGAGGCAGCAGCUGGAUACAUCUAUAAGGCAAUAAGCAACUCGAGCAUGGCAAUAUCAAAUAUUAGAGGGCCAGUGGAGCAAAUGGCUUUGGCAAAUCAUCCAAUUAAAGGUUUAUACUUCAUGUCGGUUGGCAUACCUCAGAGUCUUAACAUUACAGUGAUGACCUACAUGGGAAACGUAAGGGUCUCGCUCGGGUCAGAGAAAGAUUUCAUAGAUCCCAAGAAGUUCAAGUUGUGCAUGGAAAAUGCCUUUGAGAUGAUCCUCAAAGCAGCACAUGAACUUCCUACACGGGAAUAUUGUUGAGGAGUCAAAUUACAUCAUUGGGUUUUGAUCUAAUAAUAAUUCAUUUCAAA
Alnus glutinosa is the source of this 1463-nucleotide messenger RNA. RefSeq names its product wax ester synthase/diacylglycerol acyltransferase 4-like. Gene Ontology annotation, cellular component: plasma membrane. The transcript has 5 exons. The record is from RefSeq and is a predicted model, not a curated record. Lineage: Eukaryota; Viridiplantae; Streptophyta; Magnoliopsida; Fagales; Betulaceae. Gene Ontology annotation, molecular function: long-chain-alcohol O-fatty-acyltransferase activity; diacylglycerol O-acyltransferase activity. Bases 1 to 1413 code for a protein of 470 amino acids. Gene Ontology annotation, biological process: triglyceride biosynthetic process.